UUAAUUGAGGAGAUAGCAAUAGGAAGAAUAUGCUUGGAAUUGAUCCUUUCUCUAUCACAACGUUUCUUGGCGUACUAGGACUAGCACACUCACUUCUAGAGCCAAUCCCUCUUCCUAACGAUUUACAAGAAUGUUACAAAUUCCGUUCCUUUAACAUGACGCCAUCAGACUCGGCUGCCAUUAGAAUUCAGAACUUUUGCUUUAGAAAUUACGAAUACAAGCAAAUAGCUGCUGGUAAGAUUUGGUCUGGUCCUAACAUUACAGAAGAAGGAAUUAACUACAUUGAUGGCUUAUUCCGGCAAAUAUUUACUGAAGCCAGAGAAAUUGAAGCUUACUACAAAGGUGGACGUCACAAAAGACAAGCAACCCGUCCGUGGCGAUACAGACAGGAAGUGCGCAGUGGGAAUGCUUUUCGGCGGUUCGCAAAUUGCAUAAACCGACUUCAAAAUCAGUUCGUAGAACCUCGUAGUACCGGGCGCAACACGUAUCAAACCCUGGCUGUUUUUCACUCCGGACCAGCAUUGGGGACGGCUCAUGAUGGACCUGGUUUCACUCCUUGGCACAGAAUAUAUUUGCUGCUUUUAGAGUCAGCAUGUGGAGUUCCUGUUCCUUAUUGGGAUUCUUCAGUGGAUCAUGAUAUGCAGGACCCGACAUUGUCUGUUCUUUGGAGCGACCAGUUCUUUGGAAAUGGCGACGGAGUUGUUAACAGCGGGCCUUUUAGAAAUAUGCGUACAAUUCUCGGGGGUUCAGUAAUCAGAAACAUAGGAACAGGUGACAGCGCCUUGUUCACCAAAGAAGGUCUUAGAGCAGUUCUUAGUCAAACAAAUUACGAGGACAUAAUGGAGCCAAAACAAGGAGCAGAAUAUAUGUACAGUUUGGAAGGUCACCAUAAUGGCCCACAUGUAUGGGUUGGAGGUCACAUUUCUAGCCUGAACACUGCGCCAUAUGAUCCAGUGUUUUACAUGCACCAUGCAUUCGUUGAUGCUGUCUGGGAAAGAUUUCGAGAACAACAAAGGGCUAACGGAAUAAAUCCAGAAACAGAUUACCCCGCCACUUUUCCAGUUGGACACGGUCCGAAUGAUUUGAUAGAUUUCAGACCAUAUAUUAAUCAAAUACCGAAUAGCUUUGCCAUGUUAAAUUUCAUAGCAAAUCUUGCAAGAUACGAACCUUUCCCAACAUGUGGAAAUCAAUGUAAUCGAAGUCCCCAUUUGUAUUGCGACAGGAGUCGGCCCCAACCAGUCUGUGUAUCACGAGAACGUAGAGGUGCACGUCAGCAAAUGUUUCAAGUUGGUGCUGCAUCUAGAAGCGCUGCAUUUAGUCGCACUGCAACAUCACAAGUAACCUCACAAUCUAUGGCCGCUGCUCAGGCUGCAGGACCUAUACCUGCUGGUCCAAAGUUCCGUGCCUCGCCAGUUCGUGAUACACGGAAUCGACAAAGCAGCAUUGGAACAGCUCCUGUUUCCCCACAAAUACAGGCUGCCAGAGCACAGGUCAGACAAGUUGUUAACGCACGUGUUCGACGUGAUAUCUCUGAAGCAUCUCGAAACAGUACAUUUAGCAGUGAUCAUCACCAGCCCGUUUCUUCUCUUCAACGAUCCUUUACUAAUACCUUUUUACUGGAUGGAAAAGUAGAUCUAAAGAGAUGGGUCUACGUGCCAAUUCGUAUCAUGUAUACUAGAUCUCCCAAUGUAGCCGGUAUCGACCCAACGAUACUUCAAAAUGUAGAUUUGUCUAAAGACACUUGCCAAGCAGCUAAAUCAGGCGCUUCAAAAGUGUUUGUAGCUUCUAAUGGUUUGAAUUAUUAUGGUUCAUAUAAAGAAUUUGUGAUAAUAGAUGAAAGGCAACCGGUUUCCAUUACUACAGCUGCUGUAGGGAUAAAGAACCCGGAUUAUGGUGAAGGAGAGGUUCUGUUCACUGCGCAUGACUCUUGUGGAAGACCAUGUCGCCCUCUGUGUUUGACGGAAACCAAAGGACAACAGAAAUAUAAAGCUUGUUCUGGGACGUUUAAGAUCUCUGCUGCUCACCCAGAAAUGUAUAGAUCUACAUAUAAGGAAGCUCUCGGUGGUGAUUUGUUGUCACAAAACACUUUUGCUUGUGAUUAUAAUAAGAAAUGGCCUUGGGAAUAUUAA
This is a messenger RNA of Saccostrea cuccullata (small rock oyster), 2129 nucleotides long. RefSeq names its product tyrosinase-like protein 2. Bases 30 to 2129 code for a protein of 699 amino acids. NCBI's taxonomy places the organism in Eukaryota, Metazoa, Mollusca, Bivalvia, Ostreida, Ostreidae. Gene Ontology annotation, molecular function: oxidoreductase activity. The transcript is spliced from 5 exons. The record is from RefSeq and is a predicted model, not a curated record.